AUGAUUGAAGAAGACUGGAAUGCGGAGAUAGGGGACGAGGCGUUAUUCCCAUCCCUUGCGAAGGUUAGCUUGCUUGAGAAACCGAAUGAUCCCUCAUCUGUCUUCAGUCGAAGUGUAGACUCAUUUGCUACUGAUGAAUUUGUGGGCACACAGCAUCAGUCAGUGAGUAGUUUUGGUAGAGGAAGGAAUUUUGCAGCCAAAGGUUUUCAAGAGGAAAAUGGAGAAGAUCGCAAUGCUGCAGGUGGUGCUAGUACACAGAACAGAGGUUUUAAAGGAUUUCGUGGUGGCUUUGGACAAGGUUUUCAAGAACGAAACACUGUUGAUGGUGCUAGUACGCAAAAGAGAGGUUUUAAAGGAUUUCGUGGUGGCUUUGGACAAGAUACUAAGGAUGGACAAAGGGGUAUGCCUCAGUCUAAAGCUCUCAGCUUUAGAGGAAGAGUAUCUCCAGCGGAUGAUGCAGGUUUUCAAGAGGAAAAUGGAGAAGAUGCCAUUACACAAAACAGAGGGUUUAAAGGAUUUGGACAAGGUUUUCAAGAACGCAAUGCUGUAGGUGGUGCUAGUACACAGAACAGAGGUUUUAAAGGAUUUCGUGGUGGCUUUGGACAAGGUACUAAAGGUGGGCAAAGGAACACGCUGCAGUUGGGCACUCCUGGUUCUAGAGAAGGAGGAACACUUGCAGAUGGUGCAGGUCCAAAGGUGACUUAUGUGCCCCCUCCUCCACCUGAUGAUGAACAAGCCAUCUUUGCACGUUAUCAGACAGGAAUUAAUUUUGACAAGUAUGAUGAAAACAUCGUUGAAGUAUCAGGACUAGACCCUCCAGCAGCAUUAAUGAGUUUUGCAGAUACUAAUAUGUGUCAUACUUUAACUGUGAACAUCGCUAAAGCUGGAUACUCUAAACCUACUCCAGUGCAGAAGUACAGCAUUCCUAUUAUACUGGCAGGACGGGAUUUAAUGGCAUGUGCUCAGACAGGAUCAGGAAAAACUGCAGCCUUUCUUGUACCAGUUGUGGCCCAAAUGAUGAGGGAUGGUGUAACUGCCAGUAGCUUUAAAGAGCAGCAAGAACCGGAAUGUAUUAUUACUGCCCCAACUAGAGAACUGAUAAAUCAGAUCUUCCUAGAAGCAAGAAAAUUCGUGUAUGGAACUUGUAUAAGGCCUGUUGUGAUCUAUGGAGGCACACAAACAGAUUAUUCAAUUCGUCAGGUAAAGCAAGGCUGUAAUAUACUGUGUGCCACUCCAGGAAGGCUUCUAGACAUCAUUGAAAGAGGAAAGAUUGGUUUACAUAAUGUGAAAUACUUGGUGCUAGAUGAAGCAGACCGCAUGCUUGAUAUGGGUUUUGGUGCAGAUAUGAAGAAGCUGGUAUCUUUCCCAGACAUGCCACAAAAAGACAAACGCCAAACACUGAUGUUUAGUGCCACUUUUCCUGAAGAAGUUCAGAGGCUAGCUGGUGAAUUUUUGAAAACUGAUUUUUUGUUUGUUGUUGUCGGACAUGUGGGUGGAGCAUGCAGUGAUGUUCAGCAAAAUAUUCUUCAAGUUUCUCAGUAUUUCAAGAGGGAUAAACUGAUAGAAAUUCUACACAGCAUAGGUAAUGAACGAACCUUGGUCUUUGUGGACACAAAGAAAAAAGCAGAUUUCAUUGCAUGCUUUCUUUGUCAAGAAAACAUACCAGCCACUAGUAUCCAUGGAGAUAGAGAACAGAGAGAGAGAGAAAUAGCUCUUCGGGAUUUUCGUUCUGGAAAAUGUCCAGUUCUUGUGGCAACCUCAGUGGCAGCAAGAGGUCUGGACAUUGAAAGUGUCCAGCAUGUUAUUAAUUUUGAUCUUCCUUCCACCAUUGAAGAAUAUGUACACCGAAUUGGGCGAACUGGUCGUUGUGGAAAUACAGGGAAGGCAGUUGGCUUCUUUGAUAACAAUUCAGAUGGUCAUCUUGCACAACCUCUAAUUAAAGUGCUUUCAGAUGCUCAGCAGGAAGUACCUGUUUGGUUGACGGAAGUUGCUUUUGAGGCUGAAGGGGGACGACUCCCAAUUAAUACCCAAAAGAAUUUCAGAGGCAGAGGCAAAGCGAAUGCAGGAGAAGUAAAGAUCGGGUGUUCUGCAAGAGAAAUUGAGUCAUGGGAUUAAACUUCUACUGCUAAACUAGGUUGUACUCUGUUGUGCUGUAAGUGAAAUGUUGCAUGAGAAGAUAAUCUUGUGAAGACCUAGUUUGGAAAGGAGCUUUAUGUAAGGGUUUGCC
Molecule: messenger RNA, 2227 nt
Organism: Sturnus vulgaris (Common starling)
Lineage: Eukaryota; Metazoa; Chordata; Aves; Passeriformes; Sturnidae
Source: RefSeq, a predicted model, not a curated record